Molecule: messenger RNA, 230 nt
Organism: Amoebophrya sp. A25
Lineage: Eukaryota; Dinophyceae; Syndiniales; Amoebophryaceae
Source: the annotation of a GenBank genome assembly
UAGAUAGUUGAUUUGCUUCGUAAGUAUCAAGAAGAGCAGGUUCUUCACCGAAAAAUGCGGUUGAUAUGCCUAGGUGGAGGCCUAGCCGUGUGGUUCUACUCCUUUUGCUUGUCUCUGGAUUUCUUGGUUCUCGCCGAUGCUGAGACUGGGACAGGCCUACAGGAUACAAGAACUGGAGGUGUUCAUGACACAGUUACAACGACGAUAGAGCCGAGGGCUGAUGACACGGC